CAAAAAUACACAAAACACAGCAAAACAUUUAGGAUGUGCUCUCCUCCUUCCCUCUCCCUCUCUUCAUUUCUCUCUCUCUCUACACGCAAAUCGAGACCAAUUAAAAUAACAGAUUCUCCCCAAGAAAAAUAAUGACUUAAACAACUAAAUUAACAAAAUUAGAGAGAUUUUUUUCUUUUCAUAAAAAUAAAAAUCUAGGGUUUCUAAAUCCAUCUUCUCCCUGUUUUUCUCUCUCUUUCUCUUUGAUUUUCCUUCCCUCCAAACGCCAUUCUUUCUUUCUCAUUUUCCCGGGAAAACUUGCUUCAAUUUUCCAUUGGUUUCUUUUCUGUUCCAUUUUUCUCUCUCUCUCUCUCUAUUGUAUUCCGGUGAUCUCAAAGAUAUUUUUCUCCUGGGAGGUCAUUUUCCCGGGAAAUUAUUUUGCUUCCGAGUUUCUUGGAAUUUCACAGGUAUAUUGCAAUUAUUGUGGUGAUUGGAAUCGAGGAAGGGAAAUAACACUAGUGUUAUUAUUACAGAAGAUCUAUUAUAAUCAACAAAGAGAGAGAAAAUACUUUUUAAGAGCUUCAAAGCUAUGAUAAUGUUUUUUAAUAAUUUGUAGUAGUGGUUGAAGAAAAACAUAUAUACUUUUUUCCCUUUGAUUUUGGAUGCUAAUUGUCUGAUGAAUUUCGAGGAAACUUCGCCUACCUCUCCGACCAUGCAGGCAAGAGCUUUGGUGAAAUGUUUUAGUUGUGGGUGUAGUUGUUCUUUUGUAGCGUCUUCAUCUCCUGUGCUUCGAUCCGUUAAACGCAAAUUUGAUGGGUUUGAGGCAGGAAAUAAUUUCUUCAUACCUGGAUUUGAUCUCUUCGCAAAUCCGCGUGUGCAAAUUGAGAAUGAAUGUGAUGCGCUACGUGAAACAGUUAGUAGCCAGCAAAAUGCAAUUCAGGAUUUAUAUGCGGAAUUGGAAGAGGAGAGGAAUGCUGCAUCUUCUGCUGCAAAUGAGGCUAUGUCAAUGAUAUUGAGGUUGCAGAGGGAAAAGGCAGAGAUCCAGAUGGAGUCCAGGCAAUUUAAGCGUUUUGUUGAGGAGAAGAUGGCUCAUGACCAGCAGGAGCUUGUAGCUUUGGAGGAUUUAUUGUAUAAGAGAGAGCAGGCUCUUCAGUCCCUGACUUGUGAAAUUCAGGCUUAUAAGCAUAGGAUGCUCAGUUAUGGGCUGACUGAAGCUGAGGUGGAGGUGGAGAAGAGUGGAUUUAGCCGUAACCUAAGUAUGGCUGAAAAUUUGGAUGCUUCUCAAUUUGAGUUUCCUAUGUAUGAUUACCCACCCUUGAAAUGCAAUUUGAAUGAGAACCCUGGUGUUUAUGAGGCUGAGGCUGAGGCUGAUGAUGAUGUUGUGGAUGUUGAGAAAUAUGCUUUUGGUGAGACUCCCAGGGAACAUUUGAAGAAUUUGGAAAUUAGAAUCAAUCAGAUGGAGAACAGUCCCACCGGCAGUCAAUUAGAUGCGGAACCCUCCAGCACAAAGAAUAUCCUUGAGAAGGUUAUAGUUGGCCACUCUCCUAGGCGAGCAAGACACAACAGAAUGUUUUCUGGUGAUAGUUCUAAUUCUUUCAUGGGGAUGUCAAGGGAAGUAGGUCCUGAUAUUGUUAACGAAUCUCCUCGUUUUAAGUUCAAUAGUAGUUUCCAGAAAACAGACUAUGUUACUCAUUCAGAAGACUAUUCAAAUAUGAGAAAAGUGGAUAACGCAUCAGAUUAUGGAGAUGACAUGAGCGACAGAGUUUAUACCAUUGAUUCUGUCCAUAAUGGGGUGCCAAAUAAUGGCGUAACCGCGCCGAAAUCUGGAGUUGGGAUUUGUGAAGAUUAUGUUUCAACUCCUAGGGACACACUGGAUCAACCUGAUAUUAGUGAUCCUGACAUCAAAAAGCUUUACAUGAGGCUUCAGGCUCUGGAGGCUGACAGGGAAUCUAUGAAGCAGGCACUUAUUUCAAUGCGAACUGAUAAAGCCCAGAUGGUAUUGUUGAAAGAAAUAGCUCAACAUUUGUCUAAGGAAAUGUCACCAGAAAGACGACUGCCUGUGAAGAAAUCUUCCAUUAUUCAAACCUUUUCAUUCAUGUCGGUUUUCAAGUGGAUUGCAUCCUUCAUUUUCUGGAGAAAGAAAGCUCGUCGAAGCCGGUAUACAUGUGGGAUUUCAGCCACCAAUGUUGGUUUACUUCUGCUUCUAGACAAAGGACCUCGGACAAGGCAGUGGAGAUGUCUUACGAGUACACAAGUAUGAAACCACUAGUAGAACUACCAUAUCCAUUUGAAGCUAAUGCUCACACAAGUGAGCCCCAAGUGGAGUUCGGUCACGUUGCCUUAUUUUUUGCAUUCUUUUCUAUAUUCCUUUGCUGCUGCAGAUUUGAGUGCUUUUUGUGCAGUAUUUCUUUGAUUUCAACUUUCUGGAUUGAGUAUUUUUUGCUUGUUGAUCAGUGAAAGAUGGAUAUUGUAUGGGUAUGCUUACCCAUGUAGUUUGUUGGACUGUAGCUUGAGGUACAUGUCCUAUCUUGUAAAUUGCAGAUUCUUGUAUGAUUCACAAUCAAAUAUGCAAUGGCUAUUUUUUUUCUUUUA
Messenger RNA from Mercurialis annua (annual mercury), 2571 nucleotides. RefSeq names its product myosin-binding protein 7. The coding region runs from base 656 to 2239 and encodes 527 amino acids. The record is from RefSeq and is a predicted model, not a curated record. The transcript is spliced from 4 exons. NCBI's taxonomy places the organism in Eukaryota, Viridiplantae, Streptophyta, Magnoliopsida, Malpighiales, Euphorbiaceae.